GUUGAGCAAGGACGUGGGUUACGUCCUCUAUUCAGCGCUGGGCUCCUUCUACAUCCCCAGCUGCAUCAUGGUCUUCGUCUACAUCAGGAUCUACUACGCGGCGAAGGCGAGAGCUCGGCGGGGGAUCAGGAAGGCAGUGAGCAGGCCCCGCCCCGACGAGAGGGUCACAUCCUUCAGCGGGCGGAAGGAGCCGAGGACCCCGGUGGAGCCCAACAGCCCCGUGGCCUCGGUGAUCAUCGAGAAGCCCGUGAUCCCGGUGGUCACCUGUGACUUCGCCUCGGACAUCAGCACCUCGGACAACGUGGACCAACCGGACACGGGGAAGGACUGCCUCAAGGUACAGACCUCCCUCAGCCCCAACGUCACCUUCAAGGGCAGCACCCUCUCCGUCAACGGGGACCUGGCCGCCGUCAACAGGGCGAGGGCGCCCUCUGUUGGCAUCGACGCCGACAUGGUCUCUGAGUUCGACCCAUCGUCCUCUGAUUCGGGAGUCGUAUCGAGGUGCGCUGUCGUCAAGCCGCUCAAGCUGCGCCUCUGCAAACCCAUCUUUGGCCGCAAAUCGUCCAAGGCCAAGCGGGACAUCAUCGACAUGGGCAGGAUAUCGAGUGCCGGAUCACAAGACAUCCCUCAGGAUAACUCAAGGGGGCCGAAGGUGAGGGACCCAGAACGGGAGAAGCGGAGGCUGGCGCGGAAGAAGGAGAAGCGAGCGACCCUCAUCCUGGGGCUCAUCAUGGGCUCUUUCAUCGCCUGCUGGCUCCCCUUCUUCUUCUUGUACAUCCUGAGCCCGGUCUGCGGCGCCGCAUGCCCCAUCCCGGACUUCGCCUUCGCGGUGGCCUUCUGGCUAGGCUACAUGAACUCCGCCCUCAACCCGGUCAUCUACACUAUCUUCAAUAAGGACUUCCGCCGGGCAUUCAGGAGGAUCCUUUUCAAGUAA
Nezara viridula (southern green stink bug) is the source of this 934-nucleotide messenger RNA. The record is from the annotation of a GenBank genome assembly. NCBI's taxonomy places the organism in Eukaryota, Metazoa, Arthropoda, Insecta, Hemiptera, Pentatomidae.